AUGUGGUAUUCUUGGCCGAAUGCCGUAUUUACGGCAGCUUCGGUUUUGAUCGCCAGCACUCUAGUCGCAACAUACGACCUUGAUGUACAGUCAACAGAUUCUAUCAAAGAUGUCUCGAAGCAAAUGGCGCAGGAUCUGGCGUCGCUCUACAAUGGCAACGAACCUGGUCAAACCCCUGGUCUUCUCCCACAACCGUACUAUUGGUGGGAGGGUGGCGCAUUGAUGGGCGCAUUUGUUGAUUACUGGUAUUACACUGGAGACACAGCUUACAACGACAUUGCAUCGCAAGGUCUACUUCACCAAGUUGGCCCGUACAAUGACUACAUGCCGCCUAACCAGACACUAACUGAAGGUAAUGAUGAUCAAGGCUUUUGGGGAAUGGCCGUGAUGUCCGCGGCCGAGUACAAGUUCCCGAAUCCCCCGUCAGGUCAACCGGGAUGGCUGGCACUGGCCCAAGCCGUCUUCAACACCCAAGCUGCUCGUUGGGAUCCGGAUCACUGCAAUGGCGGACUGCGUUGGCAGAUCUUCACGUGGAACAACGGCUUCGACUACAAGAAUUCCAUCUCACAAGCCUGCUUCUUCAACAUUGCCGCGCGACUAGCGCUCUACACUGGAAACAGUACCUACGCCGACUGGGCCACUAAAACAUGGGAUUGGAUGGUUGGUGUGAAGUUCAUCGACAGUAAUUACAGGAUUUACGACGGAGGCCAUAUCGAGGAUAAUUGCACUACUAUCACACCCUACGAAUUUUCGUACAACGUCGGCGCAUUCCUCCUUGGAACUGCUGCUAUGGUGGCAUACUCUAACACUACUACGAAGCAGUCGAGCGAUGUCGAAAUGUGGAGUGAACGGGUCGACGGAAUCUUGAACAGUACUGAGCAAAUUUUCUUCUACGGAAAUGACACCGCGGAUAGGAUUAUGAUCGAGAUUGCCUGCGAGCCCGUUAACCUGUGCGAUACGGAUGAGUUAUCGUUUAAGGCAUAUCUGAGUCGAUGGAUGGCAGCGACGACGAAGUGGGCACCGUGGACGUUUGACCGAAUCAAGACGCUCCUAUCGAAUUCUGCCAUAGCUGCAGCGAAGCAAUGCACAGGUGGCGAUAAUCACCGCAUGUGUGGUUUGAAAUGGGCGAAUAACAGCGGACAGUGGGAUGGAACGACUGGCGUUGGACAGCAGAUGGCAGCCUUGGAGGUGGUACUUGCCAACAUGAUCCAACAAGCUGAAGCGCCCGUCACCAACGGCACCGGUGGAACUAGUGCUGGUAAUCCUUCGGCAGGAGGUUCGGAUGACGGACGGGUGGAUCCCUCUGGAAGAUUAUAUGGGCCGACAACUUCGGGCGACCGAGCAGGCGCAGCCAUAUGCACUAUUAUCAUUCUCUUCGGCCUCCUGUCUGGAAUAGUCUUCAUGAUGAUGGACGAGACGAAGUCGGUAGCCGAUAACUGGGCUAGCGCCCGCUCGACCGCCUCUGGGGCAUCCGGAUUGGCUCUUCUAGCCGUAGGCAAGAAGAAGCCGACGAAUGAAGAGAAGGGGAAGGGGGUUGUGAUGGAUCGAAGUUCGAGUACCGACACCGGCGAGAAGAUCCCGGCCGUCUACGCGGGUGGUAGAUUACAGAAGCGUUCGAGCGUUCAGGAGCCAAGCCAACGAAGCCCGAACCGUAAUCGCGCGUCAGCUCCGCCGGGCGCAUUCUCCCCCGUAACAGACACGGCGGCAGCACCGAAUCGCCGAUCCUCGACGAACUCGAUCGCGCGAAGAGCCUCGGUGCUUAGAAAGCAGAGGCAGUAA
Molecule: messenger RNA, 1779 nt
Organism: Annulohypoxylon truncatum
Lineage: Eukaryota; Fungi; Ascomycota; Sordariomycetes; Xylariales; Hypoxylaceae
Product: glycoside hydrolase family 76 protein
Exons: 3
Coding region: 1-1779 (592 amino acids)
Biological process (GO): carbohydrate catabolic process; fungal-type cell wall biogenesis
Molecular function (GO): mannan endo-1,6-alpha-mannosidase activity
Source: RefSeq, a predicted model, not a curated record